Molecule: messenger RNA, 1601 nt
Organism: Zea mays
Lineage: Eukaryota; Viridiplantae; Streptophyta; Magnoliopsida; Poales; Poaceae
Exons: 2
Coding region: 13-1485 (490 amino acids)
Biological process (GO): plant organ development; regulation of DNA-templated transcription; induced systemic resistance, jasmonic acid mediated signaling pathway
Cellular component (GO): nucleus
Molecular function (GO): transcription cis-regulatory region binding; protein binding
Source: RefSeq, marked provisional
GGCCGCCCGCCCAUGGAGGACACCCUCAAGUCGCUGUCCAUGGACUACCUCAACCUGCUCAUCAACGGGCAGGCCUUCAGCGACGUCACGUUCAACGUGGAGGGCCGCCUCGUGCACGCGCACCGCUGCAUCCUGGCCGCGCGCAGCCUCUUCUUCCGCAAGUUCUUCUGCGGCGCCGAGCAGGCCGCCGCCGGGCCCGGCGCGCUGCUGCUGGACCACCUCAGCCCGCGUUCCCCGUCCGGCACCUCCUCCCCGCGCGGCGCCUCCGCCGCCGCGCCGGGCGCCGCCGUCAUACCCGUCAACUCCGUCAGCUACGAGGUGUUCCUGCUGCUGCUGCAGUUCCUCUACAGCGGCCAGGUGUCCCUGGUGCCGCAGAAGGGGGAGCCCCGGCCGGGCUGCGGCGAGCGCGCGUGCUGGCACACGCACUGCGCCGCCGCCGUCGACCUCGCGCUCGACACGCUCGCCGCCGCACGCUCCUUCGGCGUCGAGGAGCUCGCGCUCCUCACCCAGAAGCAGCUGGCCGGCAUGGUGGAGAAGGCGUCGAUCGAGGACGUGAUGAAGGUGCUGAUGGCGUCGCGGAAGCAGGACCUGCACCAGCUGUGGACCACGUGCUCCCACCUCGUGGCCAAGUCCGGGCUGCCGCCGGAGGUGCUCGCCAAGCACCUCCCCAUGGACGUCGUGUCCAAGAUCGACGAGCUCCGCCUCAAGUCCUCGCUGUCCCGCCGCUCGCCGUUCCUCGCGCACCACCACCACCCGGCACCGGGGGGCGGCAUGGAGGCCUCGUCCGCGGCCGACAUCGACGACCACCACAAGAUCCGGCGCAUGCGGCGCGCGCUCGACUCCUCCGACGUGGAGCUCGUGAAGCUCAUGGUGAUGGGCGAGGGGCUGAACCUGGACGAGGCGCUGGCGCUGCACUACGCCGUGGAGAACUGCAGCCGGGAGGUGGUGAAGGCGCUGCUGGAGCUGGGCGCCGCCGACGUGAACCACACCGCGGGCCCCGCCGGGAAGACGCCGCUCCACGUGGCCGCCGAGAUGGUGUGCCCCGACAUGGUCGCCGUGCUUCUCGACCACCACGCCGACCCCAACGUGCGCACCGUCGAGGGCGUGACGCCGCUGGACAUCCUCCGCACGCUCACCUCCGACCUCCUCUUCAAGGGCGCCGUGCCGGGGCUCGCGCACAUCGAGCCCAACAAGCUCCGGCUCUGCCUCGAGCUCGUGCAGUCGGCGGCCAUGGUCAUGUCCCGCGAGGACGCGCACACGGCGGUCAACGCCGCGCCCAUGUACGGCGAGCCUUCCGGCGGCGGCGGCUGCGGCGUGUACAGUGCGAGCGGCACCAGCAGCACGAGCUUGGUGAACCUGAACCUGGACAACAGGAUGGUGUACCUGAACCUAGGGAUGGACGCGCAGUUCGGCAAGAUGGGCGACGGCGAUGACGGCGGGGGCAGGGGGCCGUCUUCUUUGUUCUCCCCGCAUGGCUACCAUUGACAAGCUGGAGCGGCCGGCUGCUGCUCUACUAUAUAUCUCCUUGUAAGCUUAGAACUAAUUAAUUACAUGUUGUUAUUCAUAUCCACAUUACAGGAGAUGAAGAAGAUGAUGAUUGG